This is a messenger RNA of Naumovozyma castellii, 1824 nucleotides long. It is a transcript of the gene REF2, whose product is annotated as RNA-processing protein REF2. The transcript has a single exon. Bases 1 to 1824 code for a protein of 607 amino acids. The record is from RefSeq and is a predicted model, not a curated record. NCBI's taxonomy places the organism in Eukaryota, Fungi, Ascomycota, Saccharomycetes, Saccharomycetales, Saccharomycetaceae.
AUGUCAGCACCCAUCCCACAACUAGUAAACAUUUCACACGCCUUGCAAUCAACCACAAUACAGCAGAUCCGUGCGGACGUUGUAGAUUUCAACUCCACCCCAUUCCUAUCUCAAGAACAAUUCAAUAAGAUUGAUAACUAUUUAACUUCUUUAAAUUUAGCUUUGACUCAAUUCACAAAUGAUAAUCAACAUAUUCAGAGAAAAGAGAUGGGUGUUACUGAAGCAGAUAUUCAAUUAUUUAAUGGGCUAAAAUCAAUGUACUCAGAUUAUCUGUUGCAAUUAUCCAAUUUGAAGAAUUUGAAGAUACAGCAAUUGCAACAACACUUUCAACAACAGCAGCAGCAACAACAGCAACAACAACAACAAAUUUCUCCUCCAGCGCCCGAACCGGUGCAAAAACCAAUAGAUAUAUUCGAAGAUCCACCAACUUUCAUAAAUAAAGAAUUUAACAAUUUGAAACCAAUUCAAAGGAAAAAUUAUAUCAAUGCAAUCUUACAAGAUGAAAAAUUAAUAGCUAAAUUUAGCAAGAAUCCUAUACUGUUGGAAACAAUUGCCAAUUUAUGUAUAUUGGAUUCGGAAUUUAGUGACAAUAUCUUGGCUUAUAUUACCUUCUUGAAGAAAAUUGGCUACUCCGAUCUGGAAAUUAAAGGGAAUAUGAAUAGAAGUUCUUCAUCUUCGGGUAGUAACAGUAGUAAAGAAAAAUUAACAAAACGAUCGAGAGCUAGCUCAAAGUUGAAAAAACCUUCUACCUCGUCAACUACAGCUAAAACAACAACAACAACAGCAGCAACAACAGCUACGAAGACUGCCACGUCUUCAAAACUGUUGAAACCAAGAACUACAACAACGACGGUGAAGAAAAAAAAGGAUAAGUUGAUAUCGUCAAGUCCCGAGAAAGUGAAGAAGCCACAUAUUCAUAUUGCUACUCCAAAGAUGAGUGAAAAUUCAAAUUCAACGAAAACUGAAUCAGAACAGAAGAAAGAUGCUACCCCAGAUGAUCGUGCAAAUAAUAUUAAUACCAAUGAUGCUCUAAGUUCUUCUCAACCAAAGCUUGACUCGAAAAAGAAGAUCUCCUUCUCUAAAUAUUUAAAAAGUGAUAUUGCCGUAGAGGAAACAAGCAAGAAAAGACCGCUUCCUGAUGAUGAGCCCAGUGACUCAUCAUCAUCUUCUUUUUCUUCAUCAAAUUCCACCUCCAUUCAACUUAAGAAACCACGAAGCACAUCUGAUGUCAAAGUAGGUAAAUCUAUUUUGAAGAAAAGAACGACGAUGCCAACGGCAGGUAAGACUCCAACAAAUUCAAUCAAAUUCAUUUCAGAUCCUAAAUUGAUUACUGUGUACGGUGAUGACUUGCCAAAUCAUGGUUUAAUCGUUUCUCCCAUUGAGUUGAAGAAGAUAUUAAAACCAUUUAAAGAGGGCGAACCAAAUGAGGUCCUACAUUUGGAAAACUUUACAUCAAAACCUAUCCCAUUACAACCAUCACUAGACCUAACCUCAUCUCCAGAUUUAUAUUCCGAUAUUGUCGAUAUUAAAGGGGGUCCUAUUAAUUGUGAUACUAAUACCCCAAUGCAUUAUAGAACUAGUUUCACGAAUUUUAGUAGCAGUUUGAAACAACAACAACCUAGAGAUCCAAUAAUAGUAGAUGAAGAGGAUAUCAUCGAAAAGAGCAAAAAUACAAUGGGGAGAAAAUUGUAUAGAAAUCCUAUAAUUGCAAGAGCAUUUGGGGAAAAUAAACUACUGUUAAGGAAGGAUAGAGGUGGAUUACCAUAUAAUAAUAAGCCACCCAUAGUGGUUAGAAAUAAUUACCCAAUAAAAUCCUCAAGGUAG